This is a messenger RNA of Bombus impatiens (common eastern bumble bee), 6857 nucleotides long. RefSeq names its product MAP kinase-activating death domain protein (gene Rab3-GEF). Gene Ontology annotation, biological process: regulation of Rab protein signal transduction; regulation of apoptotic process. NCBI's taxonomy places the organism in Eukaryota, Metazoa, Arthropoda, Insecta, Hymenoptera, Apidae. The coding region runs from base 247 to 6117 and encodes 1956 amino acids. The transcript has 33 exons. Gene Ontology annotation, cellular component: cytosol. The record is from RefSeq and is a predicted model, not a curated record. Gene Ontology annotation, molecular function: guanyl-nucleotide exchange factor activity.
GCCUAGUAGCCUCGUCGUGAACGAUCGCCAGUGUAGUAUCGCCAGUGAGGCGAUACGGUGUGCGGCCUCGUGCACGAAAAGCGACGAUUUUCCACCGGGAUCCUCGUUCUAAACGACACAUAUGGAAGAUUAAGAGAAGAAUGAUAUAGCCAUGAACCGAUCAGGAGGCGAUCGUGACGAAAGGCCGAUGGCUCAGAUGAUCCGUACACAUUGCACAGAACGGUGACAGAGCUGUAAAUUACAGCGAUGGAUAUACAGAAGAAGCACUUGUGCCCCCGCUUGGUGGAUUAUCUCGCCAUUGUGGGGGCCAGACUGCCCUCAGUCUCUCGCCAGCCUGUGCAGGUUCCAGAGUUGCUGCGACGAUAUCCAGUGGAAGAUCACAAAGAUUUUCCAUUGCCGCUGGACAUGGUUUAUUUCUGUCAACCCGAGGGUUGCACCAGCGUGGGCCCAAAACGCACAGCCUUACGAGAAGCCACAUCCUUCACUUUCACCCUUACGGACAAAGACUCCGGGAGAACUCGCUAUGGUAUCUGCGUGAAUUUUUAUCGACCAAUAGAAAGGGCGGGAGCUGCGGUCGGGAGUGGAGUGUCGAUGAAAAGGGACAAGUACAAUACGACGUUUCGAAGGGAGAGUUGGAGGAAAAGCAUGGAAAAGAGCACGGAUUCUGCCUUUUCUAGCGACUAUAGGAGCAGUGCAGUGGGCCCUAGCGACUCGGAAAAAGAUUGCCCGAGCAGCAGAAGGGACUCUGACACUUCGCAUAUACCGAGUGCACCGAGAUUAGGUAUCACUGCACCGAGUGGAGAUAGUGAAAGUGGAGGAAGUCAUUCACCGUCUCCACGAGCUUCACGCAGACGACAGAGGAUACGAAAUCAUUCGCUGACGUCGUUAUGUAUCAUUUCCCAUCAUCCAUUCUUUUCGAUGUUCCGGGAAUGCCUUUUCAUUUUGAAGAAGAUCAUCGAUGCGUGUAACGAGAGUUCCUCGCCGCAGAAAGUCGGUGCUUCCCGGCAGACCAACAGAGACACCGUGUGGAGCGUUUUAACGGGACAAACACUGGAAGGAACACCAUCGAUAGUGCUACACGAUGUCCGAGAGAUCGAGACGUGGAUAUUGCGAUUGUUAAGCAGCCCUGUACCUGUUCCGGAAAAGACACGCGUCGAGGUCGAGAUCGUGUCGCAAAGUAUGCAGCCACCACUCUGUUUUGCACUCCCAGACCACACUAGAUUUUCUCUCGUUGAUUUCCCUCUGCAUCUACCCCUGGAACUUCUUGGCGUUGACAUAUGCUUGAAGGUCCUCACGUUGAUUCUCUUGGAGCACAAGAUCGUGUUGCAAUCCCGCGACUACAAUGCCCUGUCGAUGUCCGUAAUGGCGUUCGUAACGAUGAUUUAUCCUCUGGAGUAUAUGUUCCCCGCGAUACCAUUGUUACCCACGUGCAUGAGCUGCGCGGAACAGUUGUUGCUUGCACCUACACCAUUUGUUAUCGGAAUACCCGCUACUUUUUUAUUGUUCAAAACGAACUUUAAAAUGCCCGAUGACAUUUGGCUAGUGGAUCUAGACAGCAAUAAAAUAAACGCACCUACUGGUCUGGGUGAUCAAUUGCCCCCAUUACCCGAACCAGAAGGCACCGUACUAAAGAACCACUUGAAACAGGCAAUGCAACUGAUGGACCAAACCGGCUCUGGUGCAAUGGCUAGUAUGUCAGUUCCGCAAACACUUUCGCAAGACACUUCUCCGAGGACUUCUCUGCAAGCUCCAAGUAGAAGGGAGAGCCUAACUUCUCAUUUGUCCACUUUAAGUGUGUCGUCAAUGAAGCACAGACCUAGCGUCGACCAUCAUCCGAGUCCGGCGAGUUCUCCAGGAGCCAGCGCGGCUUCCGGUCAUCGUCGCUCCUCCAUAUCUCAGUCAGCGGGUUCUUCGUCACCUCAAAAACCAUUCUCUUCCCAAACCAUGCAAUCUUUCAACCCAUUCAUUUAUGGAAACGACGUGGACUCUGUAGACGUGGCUACGAGAGUGGCCAUGGUGCGUUUCUUCAACUCUCAGAACCUUCUGGCGAACUUCACCGAGCAUACGAGGACACUCAGGCUAUAUCCGAGGCCUGUAGUCGCUUUUCAGAUCAAUUCUUUUCUCCGAUCAAGGCCACGGACCAGUCAUUUCUUGAAUAAGUUCGCUAGAACUCAGGCGGUGGAAUUUUUGGCUGAAUGGUCGCUCACUCCGAGCAACGUGGCGUUCUUGAGAGUGCAAACAGGGGUGUUUGACCCAGCUCAAAUCGGAGACAAGCCAAAGUGGUACGCCUCGAAUUUAGAACCUAUUUAUUUCCCUGUUUGGGACAACGGUAGCUCGUUAGCGAACGCUUUGAAGGCAAUGAAGGAACACGAGAGUCAACCGACUGACGAAAGCGGGUCUGACUCGGAAGGUGCUGAGAGUACGAGUUCCUCUUAUUCGUCGCUGAGCGAUUUUGUAUCCGAGAUGGUGUCGUCCGACUUGUCUCCAAGCUACAAUUGUUCACACGCGGCGCAGCCUCAACCAAUGUCCCUGUCUGUGGACCCAAAGAACGUUUACGAUCCACCCAGUUCAUUGCGAUAUCCUGGAGUGGACGAAGAAUCGACAGUGAGGCCAGAAAGUCCUUUGAGCACUUCCUCCAGUCACAGUGACCUAAGCAGUCCUAGUUUCAACAGGGACUCUGAGUUCGAGUUAAACCCCAAAGUUCAAGAAGGUUCACAGUCAACCAAUGAUAAAGAGGAGGGUGGUAGCUUUGAGUCAGACUCAGCGUCCACGAUAACACCACGCACAAUCCUGAGCGCACAAAGUUCAGUAGGACAGUUUGGAGUAGGGAAGGGGCGUUCUUUAGCGACUCCGAGCAUCGGCGACACCGAACGUCCUGCCACAUCCCACAGGACUUCUCGCGUCAGUAGAUAUGUCGUUCCUAUUCAACCAAGUGCGGCAAGUCUGCAGCGUCACCCAAGUGUGGGUAACGUUUUAGCAAGGACGUCGAGCUUUGGAGCAGGACCAUUUUCCCGACAGACGAGUAGUAACAGUAGCAACGAAAGUGAAUCGUCGAUGGUUUCUCGACAAUUAUCUGUGAGUACUAGUGGACAGAAGCAGGCCGAAGGUUUACCAAGACAAGCUUCCAGUGUGACUGGAAAUGGUGUGUUAAGACAAGGUUCUCAAGGAUCGUUGUUAGAACAAAUAGCGAGCCAGGCGAAGGAUUUGGUCCGUGAAACUAAGAGACAGAGCAGCCAGGAUGGAAUUCUUGCUCAGAUGGAUAAGUUGAAACAUCAGGCGAAGGAGAAGAUUACAGAGGCCGGUGAAGACAGUCUUUUCGCGCCAUUGGAACAAUUGACGCAACAGACGAAGAAAGCCAUGGGGGAGGCAACAAAAUCUGUUCAAGAAGCUUCGAAGAGCGCUUUGGAAGCUAGUAAAACCGCGGCUGGAGUCAGCAAAAAUACAUUCGAUGAUUUAACGUACGUAAGCAAGAGCACUUUUGGAGACUUGACGAAAAGUGCCAAAGAGGUUGCUGCGAAGAAAGGUUUACUCAAGGGCCUUGGCGAUACGCAGCAUUCACCCCCAUCGCCUCCGGGAAUGUUGCAACGAAGAGAUUCGAGUAGCACGCAACUGGUCGCUUCGGAUAACCGCGGAGGGCGCCGGGAAAUCGGACGUGAUUUUUUCAGCAAUAUUAGUAGUGAUUUAAAUGGCAUCGCUACGCAAACGAGCAACAUGUUUAGCGAUCUGUUUGGUAGUAAAAGUAGUUCUAGUCGAAAUACCGGCUUCCCUCAGUCCCAAAAGGCGGAUAAGAAGACACCAUUACUCGGACCUUUCCCUAAAAGUAAGACAGGAUUGGUCGAACGCUCGUCAUUGAUAAAACACUCGACGAAUAAAGCCAAUCAGGAAGAUAUUCAGAGGAUGCAGAAUGCAGAGAGAUCUAGUACAAAUAGUGACAAUCAAGCUUUCCUGACGGAUGUGGUGAAUCAGGUGAUAGCCGGCGAAGGCGUUGGUUGGCUAAAACUGAAUAGGCUGAAGAAACUAAUGGAGGAUGAGAGCUAUCGAGAUCUGGUGGUGACGAAACUGAAUAAGGGUCUUCAUAAGAAGAUUAGUCCUGACGAUCAUAUCGACGAUGUGUGUAUCUCGAAACCAGUUUACAAGGGAAUGCUAAAGUGCCUUCAAGCAGUGGCUCACGGUCUUGGACACACUUACAAUAACUUCGGUUUAGGUGGAAUGGCGUCAGUCUUCCAGCUGUUGGAGAUUGCACACACUCAUUAUUGGAGUAAGGAUCUUUCAGAGGGUGGUUUCGAUAGUUCACUAAUGUCUCAAGCAUCUAGCCCAUUUGGCAGCAGGGAAAAUUUGAAGUCUCCACAGUCUCCUGUACAGCCCGAAUUUUCGAAGUCAGAUACGUCUCAACUUCAUUUGGAUAUGUCACACGGCCACGCACCACCGGCCAACGAAGGGAGCCAAUCGACGACGGACACGUUCUUCGAUGUGUUCACGAAAAAGGGAAAGUUCCUCAGCAGGCUAACGUCCUUCGACUCUGAGAGUGGGCGGGGAGGUGGAACAGGAAGCAGCGAAGCUUUAUCCACAGACGGAGGUAGCAUAAUCACUAAUCCUGCUUUUCGGCAAGCGCACCAGGCGUCUUUCCGAAGCACUGUCUCUGAUAGCGAGGUCGAACAAGGCAAUUUUUCAAGACAACCGAAGCAACGAACGGGAAGUGUUUGGUCGAGCAAGUCUUCCUUGAGCACCGGUUUCCGGUACCAUGGAGGAAGCUUGGUACCAACCAUGGCUGCUCCUAGUCCAGAAGCUGCAAGAACUUAUUUGUUCGAAGGUUUACUGGGUAAAGAAAGAUCGUCGCUUUGGGACCAGAUGCAAUUUUGGGAGGAUGCCUUUUUGGACGCAGUGUCUCAAGAAAGAGACAUGAUCGGCAUGGAUCAAGGUCCUAGAGAAAUGAUGGAAAGGUAUAAGAAUUUGAGCGAGAGCGAAAAGAAACGACUGGAGCAUGACGAGGAUAGACUACUGUGCACCCUAUUGCACAAUUUGACGGCGAUUUUAGUGAUGCUGAACGUGAAUAAGGACGAAGUGAAACGGAAAGUAAGGAGGCUAUUGGGAAAGAGUCAUAUUGGUCUGAUCUACAGUCAGGAGCUCAAUCAACUUCUCGACCAAAUACACAAUCUCUAUGGGAACGAUAUAGAUUUGAAGCCUCUGACAUCCAGACAAAUGCAUCGUCAAUCUUUCACCGUGCACGCUGGAAUCGAUGCAGAAGGUGAUCUACGAUUUCUCGAGGUACGCCACGAUGGACUUGUCCUGAGAUCUGUGAACGGCGUGAUCGUGGAGCGAUGGUGGUAUGAGCGUUUGGUGAAUAUGACUUACAGUCCGAAGAACAAAGUAUUGUGCCUUUGGCAGCGAAAUGGCGGGCAAACUCAGCUGCAUAAGUAUUAUACUAAAAAGUGCAAGGACCUAUACUACUGCAUAAAGGAUGCAAUGGAAAAGGCAGCAGCCCGCGGCCGUGGAAUGAACUUGGAUAUCGAACUCGGCGGCGAGUUUCCAGUUCAGGACAUGCGCACCGGCGAGGGUGGGCUUCUUCAGGUUUGCAUGGAGGGCGUGGGUCUCCUCUUCGCGAAUAGCAAGGAUUUCGAGUUUUUUGUAAGACUCGAUCAUAUCCGCAAGUGCUUUACUCAGAAGGAUGGGAUCUUUGUAUUGGAAGAAUUCAAUCCUAAAACUAGACAAGUAAUUCAACGUAAAUAUAAGUCUCAAAUGGCAGAUCAAAUCUGUUACUCGGUCCUCUGUGUGUUCUCUUACUUGGCCGUUGGGUUGGGGCAAAGAAAGCAACAACAGAACCAACAGCAGCAGCUCCCGCGUCAAUCCCAGCCCCAGCCCCAGCAACAGCAACAGCAACCACAACAGCACCAACAACAACCACAACGUCAACAACCUCAGUCACAGCAACGUCAGCAACCACAGCAGAAGCAACAAUAUCAACAACACCAACAAACACAACAACGUGCACAGUAUCAGCAGCAACGUCAACAACAACAGCAACAGCCUCAAACUCAACAACAUUCAGGUAGCAAUGUCGGCCAACCUAAUCAAGGCCAUAGAAACGCGCACCUCGAUUCUUUUCCUAAGCAUCACUGACACAGAGGCAGACACUCGCUCCCAUUUGUGCAUAAUUACAAUAAAUGUGCCCCCUACGCUUGCCUACCUUGGGUGUAAACCUUAAUCGUUUCAACCUUAAUCCAUUUGCAUCGUUAAGGAAUGUAAAAGAAUAGACCUUCCAAAUGUUGGAUGUGGAUGAUAAUGAGUAAAUUAUACGGAUUCUUAGGUAUGAUAAAAUUUAUUGAAGUAAUAAAAAAUUAAUAGCACCUAGGAAAAUUUUUUCGAACGGCACUAAUGGCUGAUCGUAAUGAAAUUUGACGAGUUUUAUGGGGAAGAACAACGAAUAGAAAAUGUGAAAUCUGAACUGUGGCAAUUUGAAAGAAAAUCUAGGAUUUCAUAUACAGAAUUAGUCAUUAGAUUAUUUACUUGAAUAAUUCGAGAACGAAAAAAGAAAUGUAAUCUAUUUCAGAUGUUUGCAAAAGUUCACAAAUGUUUGCGAACGUUUGUAUUGGAAUAUUCACCGAGUAUUUGUGAUUCUCUAUCCGAUGACAAAUGAUUCGCAAGCAUUUCGAUAAAAAUGGACCAAUUAUUUGUUCUUGAAAUAUAUAAAUUCCUGCGUCAUCCUAAUCUCAAUUCCAAAGGGAACGCUAUACACGCUAUUAGAUACGCCUCCGAUGCAAAUGGAUCGAAACGAGCAGAAAAAUCUAAUCUAAAAAGUCUAAUCUAAAGAAUCUUUAAUUUUCAAAUUCUCAAAAAUCGUUUCAUUUCAACUUUGAUCU